This is a messenger RNA of Megalops cyprinoides (Indo-Pacific tarpon), 2561 nucleotides long. RefSeq names its product utrophin-like. Gene Ontology annotation, biological process: synaptic signaling. The transcript has 21 exons. Gene Ontology annotation, molecular function: protein binding; zinc ion binding. Lineage: Eukaryota; Metazoa; Chordata; Actinopteri; Elopiformes; Megalopidae. Bases 6 to 2561 code for a protein of 851 amino acids. Gene Ontology annotation, cellular component: plasma membrane. The record is from RefSeq and is a predicted model, not a curated record.
GGGAUAUGAGCGUCCGCUCCGGGGUUAUGAUGCAGAUCCUCAGCAGUCUGCAGAAGUCGGGCAGGCUGAAGAUGAUGGCUAUGGUCAGGACCUCCCUCAGGAAAGUGGUGGUCUUCUUACAUCGCCUGCAGAGGAUGGCCAUCUCGUCCCCCCGCUACCAGAAACUGUGCAAGGAUAUCCAGGCAGAGAUUGAUGCUCACAACGACAUCUUCAGGAGCGUGGAUUGCGGCGGGCAGAAGAUGACGCGGUCGCUGGGCGGUUCGGAGGAGGCAGGGGAUCCACAGCCGAGACCCUGCGACACGAACCACGGCUGGUCUGAGCUCGGCGCCAAGACCAUCGACCUCAGGGUGCACCUGGAGGCCAGCUCGGAGAGGCGGAGCCGGCUGCUGGGGGAGCUGGAGGAGCUGAGGAAGUGGCUGAGUCUGAAGGAGGAAGAGCUGGCCGGCCAGAGUCCCGUCGGAGGGGAUGUCCCAACCCUGCUUCAACAGUACAGCCACUGCAUGACCCUGCGGAGGGAGCUGGAGGCCCGGGAGCAGCUGGUGGUCAGCACACUGGAGCAGAUCCGCUUGUUUGAGGCUGACCCAUCCAUUGAAGAACCCGAGGACCCGCAGACAGACUCACAGCCCAGGACAGAGCCCUCGGCCGCAGAGAGGGUGCAGGGGGCGGGCGGGUCCGUCCGCCAGCAGGCGGAGGAGGUGCGGGGACGCUGGGGCCGGCUGGUCACCCGCACGGACGGCCGGCAGCUGCAGGUGGGGAGGAAGCUGGGGCGGGCUCAGGAUCUCCGGGGGGACGUGGAGAGGCUGGGCGUGAGGCUGACCCAGGCGGAGGACGCCAGGGCGGGGUGGCCGGAGGUGGGGGCCCUGCGUGUCGACUCCCUGAAGGAGCACGUGGAUACAACGGCUGCCUUUAGGGAGAAGAUGGCACCCUUGGAGAGUGACAUCGGAGCUGUGAACGAGCUGUUGGCCAAGCUGUCAGCCCUGAAUGUUCAGGUGUCCUCAGACACCUCCACCAAGCUCGGCGAACUCAACCUCCGCUGGAAACUUUUACAGGAGGCCACAGGAAACCGGCUCAGACAGCUGCAGGUGACCCAGCGAGGUCUCGGACCCUCGUCCCAGCACUUCCUGUCCGCCUCUGUACAGAUGCCAUGGCAGAGGGCUGUCUCCCACAACGAGGUGCCGUACUACAUCAACCACGAGACCCAGACCACCUGUUGGGACCAUCCGAAAAUGACAGAGCUGCUCCAGUCUCUCGCUGACUUGAACGGCGUGAGGUUCUCGGCCUACAGGACAGCGAUGAAGAGCCGCAGGCUUCAGAAAGCCCUGUGCUUGGACUUGCUGGAGCUGAGCACGGCUGAGAAGGUCUUCGACCGGCACGGACUGAUGGUGAACAGCCAGCUUCUGAGCGUGCCUGACAUCAUCCACUGUCUGACCUCCAUAUACGACCUGCUGGAGUGGAACCACAAGGAGCUGGUCAACGUGCCUCUGUGUGUGGACAUGUGUCUCAACUGGCUCCUCAACGUCUACGACACGGGCCGAAGUGGGAGGGUUCGGGCGCUGUCUUUGAAGAUCGCCUUGCUCUCUCUCUCCAAGGGCCACCUGGAGGACAAAUACAAAUAUCUGUUUCGGCAGGUGGCGUCGCCGGGGAGCACAUGUGACCCCCGAGGGCUGGGGCUGCUGCUACACGCCGCUCUGCAGAUCCCCCGGCAGCUGGGGGAGGCCGCCGCCUUCGGGGGCAGCAACGUCCAGCCCAGCAUCCGCAGCUGCUUCCAGCACGUGAACAGCAGGGUGGCGCUCGAACCCGGGCAGUUCGUGGAGUGGAUGCGUCUGGAGCCCCAGUCCAUGGUGUGGCUCCCGGUCCUUCACCGCGUGGCGGCGGCAGAGACAGCCAAACACCAGGCCAAGUGCAACAUCUGCAAGGAGUGUCCCAUCGUGGGCUUCAGGUACCGGAGCCUGAAGCACUUCAACUACGACAUCUGUCAGAGCUGCUUCUUCUCCGGACGCACCGCCAAGGGCUACAAACUCAGCUCUCCCAUGGUGGAGUACUGCACCCCUACGACCUCCGGGGAAGAUGUGCGUGACUUCACCAAGGUGUUGAAAAACAAAUUCCGCUCGAAGAAGUACUUUGCCAAGCAUCCCCGCCUCGGCUACCUUCCGGUGCAAAGCAUUCUGGGAGGGGAGAGUACGGAGAGUCCCGUCACCCUCAUCAGCAUGUGUCCGGAGCAGUACGAGGUCUCACAGUGCCGGCUGCCUUCCCACGAUGACACUCACUCCCGGAUCGAGCGGUAUGCCAACAGACUGGCAGAAAUGGAGAGGUCCACUGUCUCCCUGCCCACAGACAGCAGCUCUGCCACAGGAAGCAUGGAUGAUGAACUGUCCUGCAGAAUCAUUGGUGGAGAGUCCCCGUUCAGCCAGCCCCACAGCCCCGCCCACACCCUGCAGAUGGACAGCAGCCAGCCCCUUAGCCCCACCCACAUCCCCCAGCCAUCAUUCAGCCAGCCCAACCCCCACGACAUGGAGAGGGAGGAGCACAGCAUCCAGUUGGAGGCGGAGCAGAGUUGCUAA